CGAUCUGACGCAAUCUGACGCGUGCAUGAAGUUGGAUACGAUUGGAGAUUUGUUUCCUGUCGCUCACAUGUCUCGCGGUUGUGCGUAACAUAUUUUUGUAUUUAUUAACGUAUUUAUUAAUUUAUUGGUAACAAUGCACGUCUUAACGAACAACGGUAAUCCGAACGCUUUGAAGUUGAUCGUCGCGUCUAAGUUAGCCGGCGAGUCUGUCACCGUUAAAAUCGUCGAGCCCAACAAGGCUCUUCUAGGUCGUUUACCUACAUUAACCACAUCCUCAGGAUCAUCUUUAUUCAGUGUCUCUUCAGCAUUACAACUUUUAUUGCCUGUACCCAAAGACUUGGAAGUUUCCAAUAACAAAUGGUUGGAAUGGGAAAUUUCUCAGUUACAACCAACUAUAUUGAGUUAUGCUAGUGAAAAAACUUUAAAGAUUUCACAGAAAACUGACUUAUUGUCUUUGUUAAAAGAUCUCAAUAGUGAAUUAAAAGAUAAACAGUACUUAAUUGAGACACAUAGUAAUUUAUCACCAGCGGAUAUUUCUAUUUGGGUGAGUCUCUGGAGCACUGUAUUUGUUUAUGACAUCGAAGAUCUUUCUAGGACAUUACCAAAUGUCACUAGUUGGCUGGCUAACAUUGAAAAGCAAUUAGUUGUUCAGGAAUCUAUCAAGAUGUGUGUUAAAGAGUUCAAGUUGGAGAGGGGUACAAAAGCUGUUGCAAGUAUUGAAGCUGCUUCCUGGUUCCCCAGCAAUACAAAUUCAAGUUGUCGUGUGCGUAAUUUAGCAUCAAGUGAUCUUAGUCCAACUAAAGAGAAAGAAAAAGAGAUAGAAGUUAUUAGUCAGGAAGAACUUCUUAAUGUGGAAAAUAACUGGACUACCGGACAAUAUCUAGAAGUUAAGGAAAAUUCGUAUCCUAUACUGCCCAAAAAAGGAGAAAGAAACGUCCUAGUAACAUCGGCACUUCCUUAUGUUAAUAAUGUUCCGCAUUUAGGAAAUAUCAUCGGUUGUGUUCUUUCGGCUGAUAUUUUCGCAAGAUAUUGUAGACAAAGAAAUUACAACACUCUAUACAUAAGUGGCACCGAUGAAUACGGCACCGCAACCGAAGCAAAAGCUUUACAAGAGAAAACAACUCCUCAAGCUAUUUGCGAUAAAUUCUUCGACAUACACAACGAUGUUUACCGUUGGUUUGGUAUCGGAUUUGAUUACUUCGGUCGUACCACUACGCCUGAACAGACUGAAAUUGUUCAAGCGUUUUUUCUAAAGAUCAAGUCGCAGGGUUACGUGUUGAGUCAAACUGUGGAGCAGUUGCAUUGCGAGUUUUGCGAUCGAUUUCUCGCCGACAGAUUUGUGGAAGGCACAUGUCCUGGAUGUAAGUACGAAGACGCGCGCGGUGAUCAGUGCGAUGGCUGCGGCCAUCUCGUAAACGCGGUCGAGUUAAUAAAUCCUCGAUGUAAGAUUUGUAGCAAUAGACCCGUCAUAAAAAACUCGGUGCAAUUCUUUCUGGAUUUACCCAAGGUAGAACAGAAAUUAAAAGAAUAUUCUUCUACUGUGGAGAAAGGAUGGUCUAGUGUCGCGAGGGUAGUUUCAAGAGCGUGGCUGCGCGACGGUCUCAAACCGCGUUGCAUAACCAGAGAUCUGAAGUGGGGUAUACCGGUUCCGGUGAAGGGCUAUGAGAACAAAGUGUUCUACGUUUGGUUCGACGCUCCUUUCGGAUAUAUCAGUAUUACAAAGAGAUACACCAAAGAAUAUAUGCAAUGGUGGCAACCGUCUCAGGAUGUAAAAGUCGACUUGUGCCAGUUUAUGGCAAAAGAUAAUGUUCCAUUCCACGCAAUAAUGUUUCCCGCUUGUCUGUUGGCAACUAAUCAAAAUUACACAUUGAUCAAGUAUUUAAUGGCAACUGAAUAUCUGAAUUAUGAGGAUAAGAAAUUUUCGAAAUCUAGAGGCAUCGGAGUAUUCGGAACCGAUGCUAGAGACACCGGCAUUCCAGCCGAUGUAUGGCGAUUUUAUUUAGCUUAUAUCAGACCAGAAACCCAAGACUCAAAUUUCAACUGGAUAGACUUAGCUACAAAGAACAAUAGCGAGUUACUGAAUAAUCUUGGCAAUUUUGUUAAUAGAGCCUUGAUGUUCUGUCAGAAGUUCUUUGAUUCUAAUAUACCACCGAUAGAACAGCCGGAAGAGGCGGAUUGGACCGUACUGGCGGAGGCGCAACGCGAAUUGACGUCUUACAUAAUUGCCAUGGAACAGGCUAAGUUGAGAGAUGGCUUGAAACACAUUUUGGCGAUUUCGAAGCAUGGCAAUCAAUAUAUGCAAUUCCAACAGCCGUGGGUGAAAAUCAAAGGGACUGACGACGACAAGAAGAAAGCUGGCACCGUUGUCGCAAUUUGCUGCAAUCUGGCGUGUCUUUUAUCCGCUCUUCUCGGUCCCUUUAUGCCCACUACGGCUAAGCAACUGAGAUCUCAACUAGGCUUGAGUAACAAAAAUUACGGAUACAUUCCCGAGACAAUAACAAAUAUGCUACCAACUUGGCACAAAAUUGGCAAGCCUAAUCCGCUUUUCACCAGAAUUGAAGAUCAAACAGUGGAAUUGUUACGCAAAAAAUACGCCGGACAACAAGAAACUAACGGAAAGAUGCCGUCCGAGACGAGUAAAGAAUCUGCUAAAACGUCGGAAAAGAGCAAAGAAUCUGCUAAAAUAUCGGACAAAGACUGUCCCAACAAUGUUGCAGUAUUAGAAGCUGCUAUUACAAAACAAGCCAAUUUAGUAAGAGAACUGAAAAGUAAACAUGAGAAAAGCAUCUGGCAACCUCAAGUAGAAAUAUUAUUGGAUUUAAAGAAAAAACUUGCUGCUCUCAAAGGCGUUGCGAACACAUCUGAGAAAAACGCAAAAAAUAAAAAGACGCCCGUGUCGCAACAGAAUGGCUGGGUCUCGCAACAAGGUUAAAAGUGCUUGCUCUUAUAUAUUAUUUACGAUAAUAUGUCACUUUCGCAUUCUAUUACGUGACAUCACAAUUUUAUGCGAGAAUUGUAUAUUAGAUAAGAUGAAUGUGCGUGUGUACGAAAAUUAAAUCGAAGUAUUGUUCGCGAAAGUAAAGCAAUCUUUAGUAACUCAAGUCACAACAUUGAAUAGAAAACAAAAAUUUAAAGGUAAAAAUACCUUCAUCUUUUUUCUCGCUAUAUGUAGAAUACACAGAUAUAAAGAUGUAGUAGUAUGUCAAAAUUGUGUACAGCAGAAUCUCUGAUGAUUCAACUCUCUUCUGUUUCCCCCAUUUUUUGGCACAGAUUGUGCGUCACUGUACAACAUGCUUCCUUUAUCCUCAUGCCCUGUGCAGCACAUUUCCUUUAUUUUCACAGACUAGCGACUCUUUCAGUUCAUCUACUUUUGUUGUUACAGGACAUUCCCGCUUAAUUUAAGUCGUCGGAACCGAAUAAUCAUGUCCACUAUCUUUCACAGUUUAUAAGGAACUGCUGUGAAAUCAAAAUAGCAAGAAUCUGAUUUGUGUUGACAUCAUCAUGAAAUAUUUUCUAUGUGUAUACAUAUGUAUUUGCUUACAUACGAUUAAAUAAUCUGGACUAUGACACUACGCUUUUUACAAGAGUAAAUAUGCUACAUCUAUAUAUCUGUGAUAGAAUAAUUUUUAACAUUCUAGUAAACAAGUUAUUUUAUGCUAUUUAACAAGUUAGUGAAAUAACUUACUUUAACUUAUUUUUUUCGACGCAUGACAUGUUACAUAAUGUCUACAAUUAGAAGAAAAAAUUAGUUAAAGGUAAGAAAGUACACAUUUUUUUUCUUAUUCGGAAAGAUAUUUAAUUUAAAAAAUACUUUUUACGUAACACGAUUUGUGUCUUUGACUAAAGUCAAAGAGUUACCUAUUGAACUCGUGUUGGAAUUUGGAGACACUAAUGUUUCUUUAUUAAUUAGUUUGUUUCGGGAUGGGUAAUUGUACUCUUUAUCGUAAGAACGAUUAUGAGAGAAUAUUUGUACUUUAUUUAAAAAAUACGUUUAUAUAUUUCCACGACUUAUGUUUGUACACACGACAAUAGUCUGACAAAUGUUUUACGUAAGAAUUAUAAGUAAUAAUAACUGCCCCCCAAGAAGAUAUCAACUUAAAUAACGCUUCUUGCUACUUCUCGCACUGUCCCCAAGUUACAUCCAACUAUUUCCAUCUGACAAGUUAUUGCGCUUCAAAUAAAAAAACAAAUGUUUUUAUUUAUGAAACAAUCAUCUAGUGAUCCUACGAAAGAAUCUUAUAAGAAAUGUAAUUUUAAUAAGACUCGUAUAUAAGAUCCAAUUGUAAAAGUUGACAAGGAUGCAUAAAAAACCGCAAUAGUCACGAAAUAAAUAUACUACGUAAUACGAUUAAAAUGAUAAGAAGUGAAAUGUUGUAUCUACUGGUACUGUUUUGUCAUUAAUACUUUUUGGAAGAACUUACUCGCUUCCGGGAGA
Pseudomyrmex gracilis is the source of this 4435-nucleotide messenger RNA. It is a transcript of the gene MetRS, whose product is annotated as methionine--tRNA ligase, cytoplasmic. Gene Ontology annotation, cellular component: aminoacyl-tRNA synthetase multienzyme complex; cytosol. The record is from RefSeq and is a predicted model, not a curated record. Bases 134 to 2932 code for a protein of 932 amino acids. Gene Ontology annotation, molecular function: methionine-tRNA ligase activity; ATP binding. The transcript has 15 exons. Lineage: Eukaryota; Metazoa; Arthropoda; Insecta; Hymenoptera; Formicidae. Gene Ontology annotation, biological process: methionyl-tRNA aminoacylation.